AGUGUUAUUUGAACCUCAAAAGGAUAAACAUCGCAGCAAAUAGUUGUAACAAUUAAAUAAAAACUCUUAAGAAACAUUAAAAAAUAGGAGAAUUAGAGAAUGCUGAGACCAUCGUCUCUUUAUCGUUCAGAUUCACGACGUGAACCGACAAUAGAAGCGUCAGCAAAUAACAUUCACAAAGACUCCAUUGACUGCGGAAUUUCAGUAUUGAAAUGCUGCAACACGCCAAGAUGUCAAAAAUUAGCCAACAAGAAAACAUUUAUGAUUGUUUUAGGGAUAUGUGCAAUCUUGCAAGGCGCCAUUGAAUCAUAUUUCAGAAUUUCUGCUAAAAAAGCGGCGAUGAUUCAUAAUUACGAUCCAAGAAUUGUUGAUUGGCUGCUUGUUGCUAGUGGAAUCUUUCAAGGAACUUUUGCUAUUAUCGUGGCACAUUGGGGAAAUAGACUUCAUCGAACAGCAUGGCUUGGUGGACUUUUCAUGUUGCAAUCAAUUUUGUGCAUCAUUGUUAUCAUACCAACGAUAGUAAAUAAUACUGCUGAAAACAACACAAUUGACGCCAUUGAAAACUCAGUUCUUUGCAUAAGAUUCGCUUCAGGUGCUUUACAGCUUGACAACUCUCAUGGUUUCACGACAUUAAUUCUUUUAUUCGUUUUACAAUUUGGAAUUGCGCUUGGAAUGAUUGCAUUUUACACACUUGGUUUCAGUUAUUUAGAUGAUAAUUUACAUGAACAUGAAUCGCCAGCUUUCCUUGCUGGUGCUUUGGCAGCGAAGUUUUGGGGAUAUCAAUUUGGAACUUUAAUUUCGUUUCUUGUUGGAUUGACAUCUUUGGGAUGGUUUGCUGGUUGGAUCUUCUUAUCACCAAUUCUUUUCGCUAUUGGAUUUAUUGCUGUGCUUUUCCCAAAACGUCUUCUUUCCACUGUCGUAAGACAAGCUGCAAACAGCAUUUUAGAGCGAGCUACAAAUUCAAGUCAUGCUUCACUUGCCGAUACGAAAUUCAUGGCUGACAUUGAUUUCUUCCCAACAAUUAUUCGACUUUUUACGAACAAAAUUCUCAUCUUAAAUAUUCUUGCCGCAGUUUUCAUUCAAACAGCUUUCAUCAACUUCUCACGACAUGAAACAAAUUAUUUACAAUCAAGAUUCUUCCUGCCAACAACGGAAACUGACGGAAUUCACCGCGAAUGGACAUCGCAAUUGAUAACGAGCUUAUUGAAGCCACCAGUGGUUGCAUUAGCAAUUCUUGUUACUGGCUUUGGCAUCGCAAAAAUUAAUCCACGACCAAGAAAACUUGUGAUUUGGAAUAUUACUGCAGCAAGUCUCGUUGCUGCAUUCUUUAUAACAUCAAUUUUCAUCGAAUGUGAGAACACAACAAUUGCUGGUUCACAACGUGGCAAGAUUCUUAUGCCACUUUGUGCUCAAUCAUGCUUCUGUUCUUCGAAUGUUCCUUUCAUGCCUGUUUGCCCAGAAAAUGGCGUUCAAACUUACUAUUCUCCAUGUUAUGCCGGGUGUGGUGCUGAAAUUUUUAUCAACAACGUUCGAAUGUUUGGCAAUUGCAGUUGUGGUGUUGAUGUGCAAAUGCCGAUGACAAAUCUUAUGGCAACUGAAGGCGCUUGUGGAAUGGAAGAAUGUCAACCGUUUUGGAUUUCUUAUCAGGUUUUCUCGGUGAUUAUAGCUGGUUUAAUAGCAUCAACUUUAAUUGGAAAAUUGAUUAUCACACUGCGAGCUGUUCUGCCACAAGAUAAAGCAACAGCGAUUGGUGUUGAAUUAUUCGCUUUAGGAUUAAUCAUUUUCAUUCCCGGGAAAAUCGCUUAUCGACUUAUUGCAAAUAACUUCUGUCAAUAUGCUGCACCUGAUCAAUUUCUCUGUUUCCUACACGAAUCUCCUGAUUAUGGAGAUUGGCUUAAUAUUGUGACAGCUUCAUUAAUUGGCAUUGGAGUAAUUUUUGAAGUCUUCCUUCUAUUUAGUGUAGGAGAUUUGCCACUUUAUGGAGAUGAACCGGAAGAUGUUUAUAGACCAAUUGAAAUGGAAAACAUUAGAAGAGAUGACAAUGAAAAUGUCACAUCAAACACAGCUCUUCUUUCUAAUAAUAAUAAUAAUAAUGGAAAUGAAUCGAUGCCCAUUCAAAAUGUCAACAACGGUGUCACUUACGCUCAAAUCCUUCGAUCAAAUCAAAAUCCAAAUCAAACUUUAACAUCUGAUAAUAACAGUGAACAAUUUGAUUUUCGUCUUCAGACGCCAUCCCAAACACGUCCACAAAUGUUAAUUCAUGGAGAAGGAAUAACAUCAGGUCGAAGUUCAGUUUCAAGUGGAUACAUUGACUUAACGCAAAACAUGAAUCAGAGAACACAAAGACCGGUCGCUAGACCGACAAGUCCUGAAACCAGUUUCUAAACCCUUUUGUUCUUUCAACUUUCGCUUUAAGCGUAGAUUUUUAUUAUUAAAUUAAAAAAUGUUUCAAGUUUUCAUAGAUUAUGAAAUAAACUUACCUGUCUCAAUUAUCUAUCUAAAUAAACUUUUCAAAGUUCACUGAAAUGCCAAAAAAAGAUUCUGCAAGUUAAAUUUAUCGAAAAAAAGAGAAGGAAAAAAUAAAUGAAAAAAUGUCUGGAAACACGGCGUUGACGACAGCAAGACAGCAAAACAGCAAAAAUCCUUUUUUUCUUAUUUCUCCCACCAAAAACACCAACAUUCUCUCUCUCCCUUUCUUUCUUACUCCUCUUCCUCCCCCGUUAAACAAUUUUUCUUUUCUAUCUUUUCCUAGAAGGAAGUGAAGCGCCUGCAAACAGCAACUUGUCUUUCUUUGAUGUAUUUGUAACACUUUCAUUAUGCAUUGUUUUGUUCUGCAGGAGCCGCACUAAAUUCAGGAAUCAGCUUAGUCAUAACACGAGACAGGACAAAAUUCAGGACUUUAACGCCAACACGGCAACCAACGCACCAACAAGCCGCAGCCUGCGUGUAUUCGGUGUAAAUCUG
This is a messenger RNA of Clunio marinus, 2964 nucleotides long. Lineage: Eukaryota; Metazoa; Arthropoda; Insecta; Diptera; Chironomidae. The record is from the annotation of a GenBank genome assembly.